GACUUACACAUAUCGAUAGCAAAAUACUUGUAUUAGUCCUCUUUUCUUUGAUGUCUUGUGAAUGACAUCGUUUGCUGUAAUAAUUCAAACGGCAUAAGCAGAAGUAAACACCAUGUCGCGUUUCUUUGCCAAUGGCUCGGACUCGGAAUCCGAAUCCAGUGAGGAAGAAGUCCCAACCCAAUUCAACAACAAAGCCCAAAAUUUCCAAUUUAGCGAUGAUGAGGAGGAAGUGAAACGUGUGGUGCGCUCUACAAAGGAGAAACGCUACGAGAAUCUAACGAGCAUCAUUAAAACGAUACGCAACCACAAGAAGAUUAAGGAUAUACCCAAUACGCUGAGCAGCUUUGAGGAUUUGACACGCGCCUAUACCAAGGCGCUGCCCGUCAUCUCCAAGGAGGAGAACGGAAUAACGCCGCGCUUCUACAUACGCUGCCUGGCCGAACUGGAGGAUUUCAUCAAUGAGGUGUGGGAGGAUCGGGAGGGACGCAAAAACCUCUCCAAGAACAACUCGAAAUCGCUGGGCACACUGCGUCAAAAGGUACGCAAAUAUAUUAAGGACUUUGAGGACGAUCUGGCCCGUUUCCGUGAGGCACCCGACCAGGAGAGCGAUGUGGAUGAAGGUGAAGGCGAUGUCCACGAUAGCGAUGCCGAUCGUGCCGGUGAUGAUAGCGAUACCGGUUUUGGAGUCGGCGCCAAAAUGGCCGAGUUGCCCAAGGCAGCGAAAUCGUCGGUGCAACCAACGAAAAUAAUUGCAGAUGAUGAUGAUUCCGAGGAUUCGAUUGACUGGGAUCCGGACACCGAAUCGGAGACGGAAUCGUCUGAGGACGAGAAUAUGUAUCAGAAUAUGCGCGAACGUUUCCUCAAGCGUACCACCGAAAAGGAGGACAAGGACGACGAUAAACGUAAGGAUAAGCGCAAGGAGCAGAAGCACAAGGUGCGCAAACGUGCUGAUGACGAUGAGGAUGGCGAAGGAUGGGAAACCGUCGUCAAGGGCAACGUUGUUGAGAAACCGAAAAUGUUUGAAAAGGAUGCCGAAAUCGAUGUACCCCUCGUCCUGGCCAAACUGAUCGAGAUCAUGUCGGCACGUGGCAAGAAGCGCACAGAUCGUCGUCUCCAAAUCGAUUUGUUGUUCGAGUUGCGUGACAUUUCCGAGCAGCAUUCACUGGGCACCGCUGUCGCCAUCAAGAUUCACUUCAGUAUCAUUUCGGCGAUCUUUGAUUAUAAUCUGAAGAUAUCGGAGCCCAUGAAGCUGGAGCAUUGGGCGCUCUUGCUGGAGGUGAUGCAGAGCAUGAUGAAGUUGCUGCUGGCCAAUCCGGAUAUCAAUAUGAACGAGAGUAUCGCCGAGGAGCACGAAGAAUAUGCGACGGCACCGUUCUAUGUCCGUGGUUGUCCCCUUGCGGCCGUGGAGCGUUUGGAUGAUGAGUUCACCAAACUGCUGAAGGAAUGCGAUCCACAUUCGAAUGAUUACGUAUCGCGUCUCAAGGAUGAGGUCAAUGUGGUGAAGACCAUUGAGCUGGUUGUCCAAUACUUUGAGCUCUCCGGCAGCAAUAAUGAACGCUGUCGCAUCUAUCUGCGCAAGAUCGAGCAUCUCUACUACAAAUUCGACCCGGAAGUGCUCAAGCGCAAGCGUGGCGAGCAGCAGCCAGCGACAGGAGCAGCGGGUGCCACCCCAGCAGCACCCGUCCAAUCCUCUGUGGAGGUUAUGGAUAAACUAUGCAAGUUUAUUUAUGCCAAGGACGAUACGGAUCGGAUUAGGACGCGUGCCAUCUUAGCGCACAUCUAUCAUCAUGCAAUGCACGACAAUUGGUUCCAGGCACGUGAUCUGGUGCUGAUGUCCCAUCUGCAGGAUAACAUCGAUGCAGCGGAUCCAUCGACGCGCAUCCUCUACAAUCGCAUGAUGGCCAAUUUGGGACUGUGCGCCUUCAGGCAGGAGAACAUCAAGGAUGCCCAUCAUUGUCUUGUCGAUCUGAUGGUCACCGGCAAGCCGAAGGAGUUGCUCGCCCAGGGUCUGCUCCCACAGCGUCAGCAUGAACGUUCCGCCGAGCAGGAGAAGAUCGAGAAACAGCGCCAAAUGCCAUUCCACAUGCACAUAAAUCUAGAGCUGCUCGAGUGCGUCUAUCUGGUGUCGGCGAUGCUUCUCGAGAUACCCUAUAUAGCAGCGCAUGAAUUCGAUGCACGUCGUCGCAUGAUCAGCAAAACGUUCUACCAACAGCUGCGCUCCUCGGAACGCCAAUCUCUGGUUGGUCCGCCCGAAUCGAUGCGUGAACAUGUCGUCGCCGCUGCCAAAGCGAUGCGCUGCGGCAAUUGGCAGGCAUGCGCCAAUUUCAUCGUCAACAAGAAGAUGAACACCAAGGUGUGGGAUCUGUUUUACGAGUCGGAGCGCGUUCGCGAAAUGCUCGUCAAGUUCAUCAAGGAGGAAUCGUUGCGCACGUAUCUGUUCACCUACUCCAAUGUGUACACCUCGAUCAGCAUACCAUCGCUGUCGCAGAUGUAUGAAUUACCGCUGCCCAAGGUGCACUCGAUCAUCAGCAAGAUGAUCAUCAAUGAGGAGUUGAUGGCCAGUCUGGAUGAUCCCAGCGAGACGGUUGUUAUGCACCGUUCGGAACCGUCGCGUCUGCAGGCACUCGCCAUGCAAUUUGUGGAUAAGGUGACCAAUUUGGUCGAUGUGAAUGAGAAGGUGUUCGACAUGAAGCAGGGCAACUUCUUCCAGCGCGGCAACAUGGGCAAUCGGGAUCGUGGCUACAAUCGCAACCAGAACAAUCAGGGCGGCAAUUGGGGCGGACAGCGACGCGAUAAUCGCAGCCAGCGCAAUCGCAACCAGCGUGGACACCAUAAGCAGAACCAGCAGCAAAAUCAGCAGCAGCAGCAACAACAAGUCCACACCAUCGACGAGGAGUAGACGCACCACACAGACACAAUCGGAAACAGGAACAGUUCUAUGGAUAACACGCGGCAAUUGAUUGAAUGGGAAUGUGGACUUGGAACAGCUGCUCCUUACGUUUGUGGAUGGACCUCCGAUUCGGAUUACCACACCGGAUCGGAGGUCUAUAUUCAUCCGCGAAUCUCUCUGGGCAGCAGUUUCCAAUUUCGUUGCCAGUCCAUUUUCCGUUACGUACUGUUCUGUGAAUUUGUUUGCUUAAAAAAGAAGAAAACUAAAACUAA
Molecule: messenger RNA, 3162 nt
Organism: Drosophila grimshawi
Lineage: Eukaryota; Metazoa; Arthropoda; Insecta; Diptera; Drosophilidae
Gene: eIF3c
Product: eukaryotic translation initiation factor 3 subunit C
Exons: 3
Coding region: 113-2899 (928 amino acids)
Biological process (GO): translational initiation
Cellular component (GO): eukaryotic translation initiation factor 3 complex
Molecular function (GO): translation initiation factor activity; RNA binding; translation initiation factor binding
Source: RefSeq, a predicted model, not a curated record